This is a messenger RNA of Astyanax mexicanus (Mexican tetra), 2510 nucleotides long. RefSeq names its product HNF1 homeobox Bb (gene hnf1bb). Bases 112 to 1674 code for a protein of 520 amino acids. Gene Ontology annotation, cellular component: nucleus. Lineage: Eukaryota; Metazoa; Chordata; Actinopteri; Characiformes; Acestrorhamphidae. The transcript has 9 exons. Gene Ontology annotation, biological process: insulin secretion; liver development; regulation of transcription by RNA polymerase II. Gene Ontology annotation, molecular function: DNA-binding transcription factor activity, RNA polymerase II-specific; RNA polymerase II cis-regulatory region sequence-specific DNA binding. The record is from RefSeq and is a predicted model, not a curated record.
AGACUGAGCUCAUCACAGCGCUGUCUGUAAACUCUCCUCCUCUAAGAAUCUCUCCAGCCCGAGCUCCACUGUUCCCGGGUCCAGGCGCCGCUGGCUGGAUGUUUUACUGACAUGGUGUCCAAGCUGACCUCCCUUCAACAGGAGCUGCUGAGCGCCCUGCUGGACUCCGGCCUCACCAAGGACGCGCUGCUGCGGGCGCUGGAGGACCUGCCCCCGUGCCCGCAGGGCCUGGGCAUUAAAACCGAGCGGCCCCUUUCUCCGGUCAGCGACUGCGACUCGAAGCCGGUGCUGCUCACCCUGGGCCGAGGGAGUAAAGUGUCCGGGGACGAGGCCUCGGAGGACGGGGAGGACCGGGACACGCCGCCCAUCCUGCGGGAGCUGCAGGCGCUCGACACGGAGGAGGCGGAGCAGCAGCGCGCUCAGGUCGAGCGGAUGCUAGCUGAGGAUCCAUGGCGAGCAGCCCGCACCAUUAAGAGCUACAUGCAGCAGCACAACAUCCCACAGCGGGAGGUGGUGGACGUUACAGGACUGAAUCAGUCUCACCUCUCACAGCACCUCAAUAAAGGGACCCCCAUGAAAACAACCAAACGAGCUGCACUGUACACCUGGUACGCCCGGAAACAACAAGAAAUCAACCGACAGUUCGACCGUGUUGAGGGCUCUGACCCCAGUGACUCAGGCAGUCAGGAUCAGGUCCUGUUUUUUUUCCCAGAGUUCAACCAUCCUGGGCAGAGCAUGGGAACUGCGGGGGGUCCCGGAGCGCCGAUGGGAGAUGAAGGUGAGCCAGGCUCAAAGAGACUCAGAAGAAACCGCUUCAAAUGGGGGCCAGCGUCUCAGGAGAUCCUGUACCAGGCCUACGAGAGACAGAAGAACCCCAGCAAGGAGGAGAGAGAGGCACUGGUGGAGGAAUGCAACAGGGCUGAGUGUGUACAGAGGGGUGUGUCACCCUCUAAAGCUCACGGUCUGGGCUCUAACUUGGUCACAGAGGUUCGUGUUUAUAACUGGUUUGCAAAUCGCCGCAAAGAGGAGGCGUUCCGGCAGAAGCUGGCAAUGGACACCUAUCCUGUUCACAACCUGAACCCCUUACUGCCUCACACAGCAGCACAUCAGCAUCAUCAUCACAGCGGCACAGAAACAAAGCUCAGGUUUAGCCAACAGGGAAGCAGUGAGGUCACUUCCUCAACGGCCAUCAAUCACCACAGCAACAGCCAUUCGGUUUUACAACAGGUGUCUCCAAAUGGCCUGGACCACUGUCACAGCCUUCUAUCACCUGAAGCCAAGAUGAUCUCUGCCUCAGGUGGAGUCUUACCGCCAGUAAGCACUCUGACCAAUAUCCAUAGCCUGUCACAGUCUUCUCAUCAUCACCAGCAGGCCCAGAGCCUCAUCAUGACCCUCACCGCACAGAGCCUGAGCUCGCCUCCAUCUCAGAGCGUGCCGGUCAUUAAUAGCGUGUCCGGACUGACCACCCUGCAGCCCAUGCAGUUUCCUCACAGCUCCGGCCUCACGCCCCUCACCUCUGUUCACUCCUCACAGCAGCCCUAUUCACAUUCACACAUGUACUCCCCCAAACAAGAACCUCCUCAGUACUCCCACUCGGCUCGAUUUUCCUCUAUGGAUGCAAGCACUAUCACUCACCUGGGCUCUAAUAAGCAGUGCCCUUUGCAGGCUUGGUGAGAAUGCACACCUGUGAAAGACUUUCCUUGGCAGCUAAGCAAGAGGAGUGCCUUAUACCACCACGGUGGCCAUGGUGACCUCUCAAAAUAACCAUCAGAACAAGUGCAGUAGACGACAAAUCAAGAAUAUUGAGUAAUAUUUUGUUGUUAUUAGCAGUAUGAGAGGGCAAAGCUGUGAGAACCUGUUGGAAGAGUUGGAUGAUUGAGCGUUGUAGCAUUAAAGCCAGGCUAUUUCAGCUCAGUGCCUUUCCACUGUCCACUGAUCAGGCUUCGUUAUCUAUUGAAUGGGGCCGUCUGCAGUGCCCGUGCAGAGUUCUCAGACCCCCUACCGUGCCCCGCUAUGUGAAUCAGUGUAAAGUCCUCUAAGACGCACCUCUAUACUUUUUUCUAUGUUGUUAUUGUAGAUGGCAGAGAAUAUAGAUUAUGACCUGGUCAAGCAAGAGAAAGUAAUGGUCAAUUUAUUAUGUACAGUACCAUUUUUAAAUCAGAUGACAAACUGUGAUUAGUUCAGUCUGAUUCCUAUAUUUGAAAGCAAAUCAUUUUUUGUAUAAAGAAAAAAAUUUGGAGACAAAAGUGCCUUUUUUUAUGUAAUAGUUCAUCAAAUGUAUUUGCACAUAAUCAUGAUCAUCUGCCAGAAUGCUAAUGUGAUGUAAUGCUAACUAUUGUAGUCUCUCAGGGACUGGUUUUACACUACCCUGUUAUUUUUAAUGAAUAAUUGAGAAAAUGUUUGUUUAAGGAUGUUUUUCUCUGUGUAAAUUCAGGAAUUGCUGUAAUCAUAUUUAUACUACUGUAAAACGUUGUGUAUAUUGAAAUUAUUUUUAAAGGAUGUCAUCAAAA